CCUCUCUGAGCAUCAAUCGCCGAAGGAUUUUCUAUCAUUUUCCCUCACUUUCUCCCGUUUUCUCUCUCGCCAAACACUCCAAUUCCUUAAGGAUCUGAGGUUUCUUCCACUUCAAAUCUCACCUUUUUUUUCUUUCCAAUUGGGCAAAAAGGCAUUGAUUUGAAACGAAUAUUAUAAUAGAAAGGAAAGCGCUUUGGGGGGAUUAGAAUUUCUGAAUCUAGGGUUCCGUGAUCUGUAUAUGCUUCUUGAUGACUAUGGAAAUCGUGGUGGAUGCGGCGUCGUUUGACGCCGAGCUGUUGCAGCUCAAUGAGGUGUCCCCUUUGGCCCUCAAAUCGAAUCCGAGCUACGUCGAGUCGCUGUUCGAGCAGUGGCUUUCGCUUCCCAAUACUAAUCGCCUGGUGACACAACUGCUAACUGAAGCAAAGGCAGGUAGGCCUCUGAAUGUUCAGGGAAAUUCUUCUAGUCCACAUGCCACUGCAGGCAGUACUUUGCCUUCUAUGUUUCCAACCAAAGUGGGACAAAGGGAAGGCCCCACAGUCCCGGAAAGAGACUCCACCUCUUCCAUCCUCUCGGGUGCGUUCAUCAGCCAGAUCUGAUGACAGGGCAGCUUUCAAGGAUGAUGCAUUGAAUGAGUUACGAGCAAAACGUUUGAAGCUGCAUGACCCUGAGGCUCACCGCAAGUUGAGAUAUGCUUCUCGUAGUGAAGAUGAUGGAUCAUCAGGGGAUGAUGCAAUGAUUGACAGUGAUGAUGAAAGGUCACAGGGACUAACUUUUGAUGUUAUAAAGGAGAUUACCAUUCGAAGGUCGAAACUUGCAAGUGGUUUAUGGAGCCCUUCUUGGAAGAGUUAAUUGUGGUUUGCGUUGUAAGGGUUGGAAUUGGGAGGUCAAAGUCUGGGACUAUCAAUGGUGGGAGCAGUACGGGCAGGCAUAGCAGCAACUGCAGCAGCUUUGGAAGCUGCGGCUGGUGUAGGGAAGUUGAUUGAUACGAGUGCCCCUGUUGAUUUUGGAAGAGAGUCAAAUCUAAAGCAUAAUUU
This is a messenger RNA of Malus domestica (apple), 1034 nucleotides long. Its product is annotated as probable serine/threonine protein phosphatase 2A regulatory subunit B''delta. The record is from RefSeq and is a predicted model, not a curated record. Lineage: Eukaryota; Viridiplantae; Streptophyta; Magnoliopsida; Rosales; Rosaceae.